UCGACCUGCUACAAGCUGGGCUCCCUCCGCUUUGGGAGUGCUUCCCAUUUAAACAAACAACGGUCUUGCCGAAGAUGGCGGAGAGUUUCUAGAGGCGUAAAACAAACUGGUGUACUCAAUGAAAGCGUCGAAGCCGGACAUGUUUGAGACACUGAAGUGACACUAGACCCUGAAUGGAGUUUGACUGGGGUUUGUACUGGCUAAGGUGCUGAUGUGUGCUGAAUAUGAGUGGCAUCGGAGACAACUCGUUGGAGCCGCUGUGCUCCGACCGCAAACGUAAACUGUCCACCUGUGACACUCCAGGCUUAGGGUGUGACAAGCGUCGGAGGGAACAGGAGAGCAAGUACAUCGAGGAACUGGCUGAGCUCAUCUCUGCCAACCUCUCCAACAUUGACAGCUUCAACGUCAAGCCCGACAAAUGUGCCAUCCUCAAGGAGACCGUGAGGCAGAUCAGACAAAUCAAGGAGCAAGGAAAGAGCUCUUGCAGUGAUGACGAUGUUCAGAAGGCGGACGUUUCCUCCACUGGUCAAGGGGUCAUUGACAAAGACCAUCUGGGGCCACUGCUCCUACAGGCCUUGGAUGGCUUUCUGUUUGUAGUGAACCGGGAAGGCAGCAUUGUAUUUGUGUCAGACAAUGUGACACAGUACCUGCAGUACAAGCAGGAGGAGCUGAUCAACACCAGUGUGUACAACAUCAUCCAUGAUGAGGACCGAGAGGAGUUUCACAAGAAUCUACCCAAGUCUAAUGCACCAAAUGGAGCACCAUGGGGUGGAGAGGCACCUCGUCAGAAGAGCCACACAUUCAACUGUCGCAUGCUGGUGAACUAUGUUCAUGGUCAGGCUCAUGGACUGUCAGAAAAUAGACCGGGGGGCCCACGGUAUGAGACCAUGCAAUGUUUUGCUCUCACUCAGCCCCGGGCCAUGAUGGAGGAGGGAGAUGAUUUGCAGUCAUGUAUGAUAUGUGUGGCACGACGCAUCACUGCAGUAGAGAGGACAGAGAGGUUUAGCACUCGUCACGAGCUGUCUGGUAAAUUGAUUGAAAUUGAACAGCAGAACUCUCUUCACACAACCAUGCGUCCAGGCUGGGAAGACCUGGUUAGACGCUGCUUGCAGAUGUUUCUCCAUCGAAGUGAUGGACAGCCGUGGUCCUUCAAACGCCACUACCAAGAUGCUUUACAUAAUGGCCAUGCGGAGACGCCGCUUUACCGCUUCUCACUCUCUGAUGGAACCCCAGUCACAGCUCAGACAAGGAGUGACCUCUGUAGGAAUCCCAACACAAAUGAAGCGCACUCCUUCCUGUCCACACACCUUCUGCAAAGAGAGCACAGUGGUUAUCGUGGGAACCAGGGUGGUGGCAUGAGGCCUCAAAACAUGGGUAUGAACAACUCCAACCAACAGAUGAGCGUGGGCCCAGGAGGUGGGAUGGCCAUGAACAGGGGCUAUGGUAUGGCUGAACAGGGCAACAUGCCACAAAGAGGAGUCCCUCCGUAUGCUGGGGGCAACCGUAUGAAUCCCAUGAACCAGAUGAAUCAAAUGAAUCCCAUGCAUCAGAUGAAUUCUAUGCAUCAAAUGAAUUCCGUGCAUCAGAUGAACAACAUGGGUCACAUGAAUCAGAUGAAUUCCAUGCAUCCAAUGAACUCCCCAAUGAACUCAAUGAACCAAAUGGGGUCCAUGAAUCAGAUGGGCCAUCACGGUAUGCAUCAGCAGCACCAGCACCAGCAUCAGCAGAUGGGUCAGUUCCAUGGAGCUGGAGGUGGACCUGCAGGUGCAGGGUACGGGAUGGGAAUGACUAGCCCUCCCCAAGCCAGUCCAGGGAUUAACGGUCCUCCGCACAAUGUCAUGGGUUCUCCCAGAGUCCGAGGAAGCCCCUUCUCUCCUGGAGGUAUGAACUCUCCCAUGAGCUCCACUCAUGCUGGUAACUCAGGAGGUGGAGGGGGAGCUACCACCUUCUCCAGCAACUCAUUGAAUGCCCUUCAAGCCAUUAGUGAGGGAGUGGGCAAUCCAAUGCCUUCCCCGCUCACGUCUCCUCUUCAGAAGCCUGACAGCUCCCCAAGCAUCAACUCUACCAAUCAGGCAGCAGGGGGACCCUGUAAACCUUCCCUCCCGGCCUACUCUGACACCAGGAGCCCAGGCAGCUCAUUGGGGGCUGGUGGAGAGCAGCAGUCUCAGCAACACCCACACACCCCUACCAGCGACGGCCCUCCUGAUAAGCCAGACAGCCAGGCCAGCAGAGAGGCAAGUCUGGGUGGGGGAGAAUCCAACAGACGGGCCCCCGACACCAAGUGCACCAAGAAGCUUUUGCAGCUCCUCACCUCUUCUACCGAUGAGCUGGUGCCAUCUAAUCACACAGCGAGCUCCGGGCCCAGCUCCACUCCCGAGGGUAAAGAUGGAACCGCCGGUGUCACCAGUCCCUCCUCCUCAACAGGCGUGUCCUCGUCUACAAGUGGCAAUCACACAGCCGUUUCCUCCUCUGGUGGCACAGGCAAUGUAAAUAAUCAGUCAUUGCAGGAAAAACACAAGAUCCUCCAUAAGCUCCUGCAGAAUGGGAACACUCCAGAUGAAGUGGCUCGCAUCACAGCUGAGGCCACAGGCAAGAGCAGCUUGGAUUCAGGGGCACCAGAGCCAGGGCCUGCUACCACUGGAAUGGUUAGGGGCUCAGAAUCAAAGCAGGAGCAGCACAGCCCUAAGAAGGAGAAAAACAAUGCCCUCCUUCACUACCUCCUCAAUAAAGAUGACUCUAAAGAAGGGGGGGAUAUAAAGCCAAAGGAUUUGGAUGGGAAAGGUGCUCAGGGGACAGGGGUCACCAGCUCUGACCACCAUAAUAUGGAUGGCAAGGUCAAGCUAGAGCCAGCUGAUGAGACGGAGACCCUGGAGACUAUUCUGGGUGUUCCCAGGAACAACUCUGGCUUCUUUCCUGACUCAGAUCCCAGAGCUGGAAAGGAAACGGGAAACAAACAGGGAAAUAUUCCUGACAGUUUACAUGAGGGAGAGAGAGGCCCCAUGCUUCCAAGUCAGCGUGUUGCCUAUCAGAGAACCUUGUCCUUGGAUGCCAAGCCUAUGGGUGGAGAGGGAGGAGUGGGAGGUGGUCUGGUUUUGAGAAGAAAUAUUCCCUGCCCCUCACUGGUCAAACAAGAGAACAUGGAUGCUCCAAUCCGAGGACUUGUGCCUAAUGGCUAUCCUGCAGGCAUGGGUGUGUGUCCACCAAGAGGCAAUCCUACAAGAGGCAUGGGUAGAGGCAUGGGUAUUCAUCAGCGCCCUCCCAUGGCAGGGCCAGCGGAAUGGGGGAUGCCAAGGUCCAGCGGCAGCCCCGUGGCUGGACCAGGACACCCUGGCAUGGGUCGCUCUGGCCCAGUGGGAGGACCCUUAAUCAACCGCUCCAUCAGUGCACCUGGAAACACCAGGUCGAUGCUGCACCAGCAGCUCAUGGAUAUGGGUACCAAUGAAGUUCAUGUGGGCAUGAGCCCAUUUUCUGGACAUGGGCCCCCGCCUCGGUCACCCUCCUGGCCAGACCCUGCCAUGGUAAUGGAGAGACCACAGAAUAACACAAACAGGGACCAGUUUGCACACCCCCUUGAAGAGCUGCUGGGGCCCCUGACCAAUAGUGAAGGGCCAAGUGAUGAACUUGUAGACCAGUUGGACUCUCUGCUCAAAGCUGCUGAUGUCAGUACUCUGCAGGAGAUUGACCGAGCUUUAGGCAUCCCUGAAAUAGUGGGCCAGGCUCAGGGACCCGAGGGCCUUCCGCACAGCCAGGAUCAAAGCCAGGGCCCAUGCCCUCCACCAUCAGGGCCUUUCCCAGGGCCAGAGUCCACCAUAGGCAUGGACCAAAAACCCAUGUAUGGCCAAGGCUACCCAGGGCCCCCAUCGAUGGGCAUGCAGCCCGGAUAUGGUGGCAACACGAUGCAAGGCCAGUCACCUGGAAGCUUCAACCCUAUGAUGAACCAGAUGGGUCAGGCAGGGGGCUUCCCUGGCAUGGCAGGCAUGGGGGGUAUGGGCAACCCCCGCGCAAAAAUGACAAGACCUUGCAUGAUGACUGCCACUAAGCCUCUGAGACUGCAACUACAGCAGAGACUACAAGGGCAGCAGUUUAUGAACCAGGCACGACAAGGCAUCAAGAUGGAAAAUGCUCCUGGAGGAAACCCUGUCAUACGUACAGGCAUGCAACCCGGCAUGGGCGGCCAGCCUGGUUUCCUGAACGCUGCGAUGAUGGCUCAGCGCAGGGAGCUGAUAAGAAGGCAGCGGAUGAUGAUCAUGCAGCAGCAGCAGCAGGGUCAGGGGGCAGCAGGAACCUUCAGUCCUCCUCCUAAUGUCACAGCACCAACUGGCAUGGAUGGUCCCAUGGGCACCCCCCCCAUGAACCAGCCUGGACAACAGGCUUUCAACUAUGGAGGUAACUAUGGGAUGAACCAGCAGGGGGACCCAGCUUUCAUGGCUCCAGGUUGCAGCCCACCAGGAAAUAUAAUGCCAGGUAGAAUGGGAGGCCCUCCACAGAAUGCAAUGAUGCCAGGAAUGCAGGGAAAUCCACAGGGAGGGCACUCGUACCCAUCCGGAGACUUGAAAGGCUGGCCGCAGGGUGGAAUGCCACGUAACAUGUCCUAUCCCCAGCAGUUCCCCCAGCAGGGCAGCCAGGGCCAGUUUGGACCCAUGAUGAUGAAUAACUCGAUGGGGGGACCUGGGCCGGUCAGCGGGGCUGGCACAGGACAGAUGGCCCAGAUGCCAGGACAGAUGCAGGGCCAAAUAGGCAUGAACUCUAUGGGAAUGGGCAGAAUGCCAAUGGGACCUGAUCAGAAGUAUUGCUGAGAAUCUGUAGCUCAGGACAGAAUCUGGACCUUUCAGCUGUGGCAGAGUCAGCUGGACCAGGAGAGGAAUUGGACACACACAGAAAUAUAUAUAUAUAUAUAUAUAUAUAUAUA
Messenger RNA from Archocentrus centrarchus (flier cichlid), 4909 nucleotides. It is a transcript of the gene ncoa3, whose product is annotated as nuclear receptor coactivator 3. Bases 225 to 4796 code for a protein of 1523 amino acids. Gene Ontology annotation, cellular component: nucleus. Gene Ontology annotation, biological process: cellular response to hormone stimulus; positive regulation of transcription by RNA polymerase II. The transcript is spliced from 23 exons. Lineage: Eukaryota; Metazoa; Chordata; Actinopteri; Cichliformes; Cichlidae. Gene Ontology annotation, molecular function: nuclear receptor binding; protein dimerization activity. The record is from RefSeq and is a predicted model, not a curated record.